Molecule: messenger RNA, 5348 nt
Organism: Clarias gariepinus (North African catfish)
Lineage: Eukaryota; Metazoa; Chordata; Actinopteri; Siluriformes; Clariidae
Gene: ngfra
Product: nerve growth factor receptor a (TNFR superfamily, member 16)
Exons: 6
Coding region: 169-1212 (347 amino acids)
Biological process (GO): Rho protein signal transduction
Cellular component (GO): cell surface; plasma membrane
Molecular function (GO): death receptor activity; coreceptor activity; nerve growth factor binding
Source: RefSeq, a predicted model, not a curated record
GGGAGCGCGCACGGGCGCGCGCAGAAGGAGGAGAGCACUCGGGUGCUGAAGUCCCACGCACGACAGUAAUACUCGCCUCGUCUUCCACACGGGACUCAGUAUGAGCUGCUCACGGCUCGGUGUCCGCUAGCUGCUGCGCUCUCACACAGGACGGGAAGCCUUUCAGUCAUGGACACUCGAACGUGGAUGGUGUUUUGCGCGGCGGUGGCAGUAGUGUGUGGCUCUACAAUAGAAUUACCCUCGGAAGAAAUCUGUGAUUCUGGCACAUAUACCAACAGUGGUGAAUGCUGCAUGGAGUGUCCACCAGGGGAGGGGGUAAUCAAACCGUGUGGAGAGACUCAAACCGAGUGCAGCCAGUGCCUUGACAGUGAGACCUACUCGGACCAGUACAGUCACACAGACAUCUGUCAUCCCUGUACAGAGUGCACUGGGCUCAUGCGCAUGGAAACCCCAUGCACCGACUCAAAUGACGCAGUGUGCGUGUGUGAUUACGGCUACUACAUGAAUGACCUGACAGGCAGCUGCGAGCCGUGCACAGUCUGUCCACGUGGUCAGGGGGUCUACACGCGCUGUGAGCCUAACCAUGACACGAAGUGUGAGCCAUGUGAGGAUGAUACCUACUCAGACCAAGAGAGUACGCUGGAUCCCUGCAUGCCCUGCACCAUCUGCAACGACGGCUCAGAAGAAUUAGAAACACUGAGGGAGUGCUCGCCCACAGCAGAUGCCCUGUGUUAUGAUCCGCUGGCACCUACCAUUUCAUUUUCCAGCCCUCCUCCUGAUUUGUUCACGGACGGUGUGGGAAGCCCUGGCCCCGAUGAGGAGAGCACCACGACCAAGCCAAGCUCACCUCGCUUCAUUGGCAGUGGGAUCAACGAGAACCUCAUCCCUAUCUACUGCUCCACACUGGCAGCCGUGCUCAUCGGCCUGCUCGCGUACAUCGUCUUCAAGAGAUGGAACAGCUGCAAGCAGAAUAAACAGGCAGCCAACAACCGAGCAGCUACAGCCAAUCAGACAUCUCCAUCUCCGGAAGGAGAGAAGCUCCACAGCGACAGUGGCAUCUCUGUGGACAGCCAGAGCCUUCAGGAGCAACAGCAGCUUCAAACACAGGCCGAGGCUCACACACAAACCCAAACUCAGCUCCACGUGCCUGAACAGAUCGUGGUGAGGGUGGAUGGAGGGGCUCAGUCGGACUCUCCGCCAUCACAGGCAUGAAUGGAGCAACUGAAGAAAGUGACACCAUCAGGCAGAUGAAGGAGAAGAAGUUCCAUUGAGACCAAAGUGGUGGGAAGUGUGAGGAGAAAAGUGGCAUUUUGUUCUGGUGGUCAUUAGCUAACUGUGGCCGUCAGCUCCUAUAAAACCCAGUAUAGACAUUUCUCUAAUGCACUGGGUCCUGUUGGCUUGGAUAACUUCAGCAGUCAGACGUUUUGGACCACAAGCUUCAGUUCUACAAAAAUGGCAUCAUAUAUUCGACAUGCUUCAAGGUCAAGACAUCACAGGCUGAAAUCCAGUUCAAAUCAUACCAGCAGCUGUCACUGGUAUCUAACAAUACAGCCCUUUUAAUGCCACCAACCAAAUCUAAAUGGCCUUAUAGCAUCCCUCAAUGUAUUAUAAAUGAUGUAUACUCCAAAAUAUACUGUAUGUAUGUAGACCAUGCAUUUCUCCCCCCUAACAAACUAAUUCAUAAAAGUAGUCAACUCAAAAGAACUGGAGUUCCCAGUCCAAGCAAUGCCACUUCAUCUUUAAAAGACACUUUGACAGAAAGGAAAGCAGUCCUGUUUUUCAGACUGAUGAUCUGAUCCCACCAAACUUUCAGAAGACUGAGAGAUGUAGAUUUGGACCUAUGACGCCUGUAGGCCAUAUAUGGACUCCACAAGAAUGCCUCAAUCGCACUAACUUACUUUGCCCAUGUUGUUUGUAUUAUUCUUUAUUGUUACCCCUGCAUAGGAAAUAGGAUUAAAAAGCAGAUUCCUUCUUUCAAAGUAGUGUACAGUACAGAGACUUGAAAGGUUGCCCUUUAAAUCCAAGCCUGUUACUGGUGCUGUUUUCAUCCCUAAUGGUGGUUUGUGAAGCGAAGCUAAUUCUGUAGCAGCAAGUGUAGGCGACAUCUUGAAAAGGUGACAUUUACUGACCUUUAUGUUUGUAAUGACUCACAUCUAUACUUAGUAUUCUCUCUCUCUCUCUCUCUCUCUCUCUCUCUCUCUCUCUCUCUCUAUACCCAUACAAUUCCUGUUUCCACCACUUAUAUUGUAAGUGCAUCGUAUUCCCUCCACUAUUACCUCACUUCCACUCAGAGUUAUGUUACAGUGCUGAGUUGUAUGUUUCUCUUUUCACUGAGAGCAAACUAUACCGGGUCAGUUGGAUGCAGUUGUGGAACAGCAGAGGGAGUCGGCUUUAGUACAUCACCUUCUCCUUUCUUACACAUACUGUAGACAUCACCAGUGUAAUUCCCAGACUCAAUAUUCGGUGAUUCAUCUUUAGACUUCUGUUCAUCAUUUACCUCUUUCAGUUUCACCCCAAGGCUGACUAACCCGGCUUUGAGAACCAUGGGUAAAUGAUUCAUGCCGUGGUUGGUGAGUGGGCCACAUGUGGUAAACUGAGGUCCAUUAGAUGCUUUAAUGUGGUUGUGUUCCAUAGCCAGCUCAGCAUCAUUUGACUAUGAGUGUUUAUGACUGGCCUGUAAGUGCUUUAUCAGUGUGCUAGUGAUAAUGCUGUUAAAAAAUGCGUCUAACCAGCACAGUUCUACGUCUCGUCCCUUACGGGGCCCCCUUUACUGUUCUUUGUGGACUGAAGGUUUCUCUGGAGAAAUAUUAAGUUUAAUGUAGAAUUCUUCUUCUGUAUUUGUCCGGCUUCCUAAAUAUCGAAUUAGUGGAUUGAUUAUGAGUGAAAACGGUUAGCUAAAACACCACAAACAAAUAUAUAUAUAUUGAAAACAGCGCUAAAGUGGAAUUUGUGUUGAUGAAUUGCAGCCCCAAACAACUACAGUCAUUUAAUUCCAUGUGCAUUUCGACUUUAGCUCAACGAGUGAAUAAAAACGUCUAUCAUAUUGUUAAAUUACUUCAAGGUAACCUGAUGGUGCAUGAAGAAGCUUGGGAAAGAAAUUCUCGAGAAGGAACAGUGUGAACGUGUGGCAGGCACUCCCAUGCCAUCCACACACCACAAAAGAACAACCAAAGCCAAACAAUUUCAUCUGCUUGUUUCCUCAUGGAUUACAUCCUUCCUUCAUUAACCUAAUGAGCGGUAGCGGCAUAUAACUGCAUCGCGUACACACACACACAUACACAUAUAUAGUUUUACCGUGUCUGCUGCAUGGCCUUCUAGUUUACUCCACAAUCCAGAAUGGGAGCUUGUAAUCUAGCGCAUCACUCUCAGGUCACUGGGCACAAACUGAGGAAUGGCGGCGGGAUUCAAACUGCAAUAAAUAACCACUAUAGUAUUGAUCAAACUUUGUUUAACGAGCACAGUAUUAACAAAAAAAAAUUUUUUUUCUUCUAUUUUACUCAGGCUUAUCUAAUGUAAAUAGCUGACAUUUAAAGUACUGCAUACUGAAUGACUGUACAUUGACUUAAUUAUUUCUGUAGCAUUGGGCUUGGAGCAGCUGGAAGAUGCCCAUACGUUUGGAUGUUAGUUUGACAGAACCUGGUGUGUACCAUUGCCUUAUUGCUUCGCUCUUUUGUAUCGCUUCACUUGGCUAAUACGAGUUUCAGCUUGGCAUGAUAAGCCCGAACUCAGUAUUCACCUCCUGUCUCGCAGAGCAAAAGAGAGUCUGUUCUUACGCAUUAUAGUUCACAGCCGUCCUCCUCACUCAGCUGGGUGCUUUCCAUUAAAUCAUUCUAUGGAGCGUAUCAUUGGCCUCUGCAGCUAGCCGCUGUGUUGGAGUGUAAUGCGCUUUAUGGCUCUAUCGCCUCACUCACGGAGCUCUGUUCUGCCGUUUUGUUGAAAGCACUUCCAGGUGAAAAAGAAAGACAAGUCGCUAUAUUGUUGUGUUUUUUUCCCCCUUCUUGAUCGUUUUCUCUGGAAACCCAGAAGAUGACGGAGGACAGCUGUCAUCUUUGCAUGAACAGAGGAAUAAAACGGGACGCUCGUCAGUUUUGCAGGACAUGAUGUUUCUUCAGUUUAGUCUCCAGAGUACUGAUAUUUUCAUACCAAUAAAAAAAAAAAGGAAUACAAGUGAUUGAGUGGAUAAGAAAGUGUUCCUUGUAUCAAAGUACAGCGAACAGAACCUAACAUGGAUUUUCCUCUAUGAACUGCUCCAACGGCACAUCGAAGCACUUCUAUAUUCAGCAUCUUAGUGUACAGUCUUCACUCAAUAACCAGCUUUUACUUCCAUUUAUCACCCAAGGAUGAGUAUAGAAUGUACACAAGCCUAGUGAUUGAUAUCCAUAUGCAAAAUGUGUUGCGCUAGCUAACCUUGUCCUAUCUCGUGUUCAGUUCUAUUUUUAUCCAGUCCUGUUCUUUUAUAGAAAAAAAAAACAUAGUUUCCUUUCUUGAUAGAAUUACCUUUUCAAAGCAGAAUUUUAUAAAGAUGGUUUACUUUUGUAGCACUUAAACUGAUUGAAUUAGUACACUCAAAGAGUAUCCAGCACCACAAAGUGCCUGUGGACUACGUCAGGUGUCUUUGAGCUACAUUCAUAAAUUUCCAUUUUGCAUUGCUUUGCUCUAUUUUUUUCCCUUUAUGUCUGAUCUGUACAAAAAAUAAACAUGUAAGUUGUAUGUAUGCUUUCAACAUUUUAUUGGGUCUUUUAACAAGAGAAGUUGGUCAUGAUGGUUAUAGGACAUUAUUAUUGAACACCUUUAUUGAAAAUAAAACUACAUGCAGGUUAAAGUUAAACAGAAGUUGGCUUGAACAUUCACAAGCUACACAUGCUAUAUGUUAUUAGGAUAAUAAAAUACGUUUUAGAACCUAUCAUAUACUCUCCAUCUCCUGUAUUAUUAUACCAUUCUAUGCAUUAACAGGAUAAUACAACAACAAUCCAAAAACAUUCUUGACUGUGGGUACUGCAUAUCUAAUCAGUGAAAAUUAUUAGAUGUGAGGUUGUGUUUGACAAGCCAAAACUUUUAACAUGUCAUUAAAACCCUGCUUUCGAUAGACAAAGAGACACUCCUAAGAGACCAUAUGUUUAGACGAAGAUGUCAAGAGGGAUUCUCAAGGGGGAGUUCACUCUUUCAGUCCCUGCUCCCAUAAUGGGGAUGAAUGUUAAUUGUACUUAGCCCAUAUUCUUCAAUGCAUUGUGGAUCAAUAAAUGUGGCAAAUUUCAUAUAGUUGUUAUGAUGGUACACUUAUGUAAAUGACAAAUGAAGCAAAUUAGUUAUCUAAUAGAAUAAAACCAAAUAUGAUUGCUCCUGUUUCA